AGUGUCGAAAUGCAUCAAGGGUGGACUGGCGACUUGCCACGCACAAGACCAUGAUGUCUGUGUCAAAUCAUCUCACACGGACUGCUUCCAGCUGAACAUCACCUGCUUAGAGGAAUCCAACGUGACUGCAGAGAUGAUAGCUGCACACUGCCAAGUUCCUGUCAGCAUAUUGGGAUCAUCAUCUUGUAUCUCCGACUGCAUCUCAACAUAUGCAUAUGCAACAAAUGGUUCCUUCACUAAUCGGACUCACACCAGUAACUGCAACUCAGUCCUGAAGAGGAGCCAGUGUCUUCGAAUUGUCGGUUCCUCCGCUGAACCAUGCUCGUCCAUGUAUUCUGAAUGCCGGCGUCUGCAAACUACGACUAACCAAACAUCAUGUGUAGCAAGGGACGUGCUCGAGAAGUCCUGCAAGAGUUGCAAACAAGGCCCAGAGGAAUUGCCAAUGUCGGAGAACUGCCAGAAAUGGCUUUGGAAGCAUAGGAAAUGCUUCACACUGAUCAACGCCACAUGUGUGACUCUGAACAGCACAUGCAUGAGGGCCACAGAUUUGGGAGUGCACUCCAACUGCUCUCGAUACUACAGGAAGCAUCUCCUCAGAGCUUCUUGCAUACAUCGAUGUGGCCAGCCAAUACUAAACCCUUACUGUAUUCAGUCGCAAAGCACGGUUGGCAACUGUGCUGCUCGUCUCACUCUGUCAGAGAUGCCUCUUGCCUACAAGAGGGGAGAUUGCAGACGCCGAAAGCGGCGACAUCAAGUGUCUCUUACCUGCCCGGCAAAUCUGACAGAUCUCUUUACAAGGACCAUAGAUGAUAUCAAGGCAAUCCAGGAUAUAGAGAACAUAUCAACCCAAGCUGCCAUGAUGUCCAGAGCAGCCAUCGCACUACACCAGAGUGAGUUUAUGAAUCAAGCCGAAUUGGAUUGCGCAUUGAGUCAUCUUCUGAAGUCAAUCAAAAAAACAUUUGGCAACAGAUGCAGAUGGCAAGGCCGCUUGAUAUUUGCAGAGAGCGAGGAAAUAAUGAUAAAAGAUUUGACACACAGCUAUGCAAAUGUGCUAAGCUCAAUAGUUGCACGAUUGAGUUGCAGGAGGACGAAGCGGAGAUGGUGCAGAGAAGGUAUAGAUUACAGCACCACACUGAAGAGUUCAAACGGAGAUGCUGUUGAUGGACAUCGAAUUGCCAUGGUGCUUGAAUCAGGUGAGGAUGUCCUGGACAGCAUACCACCAGUUGAGAACUCACUCUUGGCAGUAUCAACACCACAAUUAGCUAUGUCAGUUGUCUGUCCACCAGUUUCCGAUUCGGUGUUCUCUCUCGAUGCCCUGUCUGCUGGAGAUGAGGAGGAAAUUGAAAUGAGCGUUACUGGUGAACAGACCACGAGGCAGGAUCGGACAUCUCUCCUAUCCAUCUACAUGCCCGUUAUCGCUGGAGAUGAGAACAGUUUAGCUAGCACGGGCACUGAGGCUGGUGAAUGUCCAGUGAUUCCAAUGCAGUUCAUAGUGUUCAAACAUCCCGAUCUUUUCACAGAUGUAGGCAUGAGUGAUAGUGAGUACGAAGUAGUCACACCAGUUGUCAGUGCUGCGUUUGCCAACACAGCCUCAGCUGCCCUGAACCUCACUGCUACACCCGUCAAAAUCGUCUUCAACAUCAAGGGUCUAAAUGUUGACUCCAGUGAAGCACUGUGUGCAUACUGGAAUAUCACAGAAAACAAAUGGCUGACAAACGGUUGCUGGAGCAGUGAUGUGGAUAACACACAUGUGUCUUGCAAGUGCAAUCACCUCAGUAGCUUCGCUCUUUUGAAACCAGUUCAGGGCGACACUUUUUACAGGAAGCUGUUCAACAUCAUCACCUACACCUGUUGCCCACUGUCAAUGGCUUGUUUACUGGUCACCAUCUUUAUAAUAUUAAUAUCCAAAAAACUCCGGAAGAUGAGGUUAAUGAGACUUAUUCUACAAAUAAACAUACCGUCAAGUGCAACAGCUUUCUUGAUACCGUUCAUGACAUCAACGGGCAACGUGGUGGUAUGCAAGACAGUGGCCAUGUUGCUGCAUUUGAGUACACUUUGCACGUUUGCAAUGAUGGCUGUAGCAUGCUCAGAGCUGCACCAGGCCGUUUGCCGCGUCUUUCACAAGAAGAAGAAGAGUAAAGUGAGGAAGUACGCCUGGAUCAUUGCUAUAGUUAUACCCGUCAUGAUCGUUGCAAUAGCCGCAGGUAGCACUGCAACAAAUGCGUAUGGUUCCGACACAGAAUGCUGGUUUGAUAGAAGUGAUAGUGAGGAGUUCUGGCUCAUAUCCAUUUUAACGUUCCAAGGUCCUAUGCUUCUCAUUCUAUUGCACAAUGUUGUUACCGGCAUCAAAGUUGUGAGACAAGUAGCCAUGCGAGUGAAACGAGAGAAUCGUGGCUGGAAGCUGGAACAAUGCAAACGUGUGCUGGCCUCCAUCACCACCAUGUCCGUCAUGAUGGGUAUAAUGUGGAUCAUAUUGUGUGUCCUUCAGGUGGAUAAACACUUGACAAUCCAGAUCAGGUUUGUAGUGGUCCAAACAAUGCACGGAGUGGCCACGUUUCUCCUGUUCAUAUUUCGCUCUGCGUCUGUGCGGAAAACCUGGAGAAUGUGGCAGAGGAGAAGACGCUCCAGGAAGAUGUCCUGCACCAGUGUUACAAGAGGGAGUAGGUCCAUGAGCUUGACUUCAACGCGAGCCUCACUGUCAUCGACACGCGAGAUGUCAGUCUCUGGCAAGAACAGAGCGCAGCAAUGGCUGCUUUCAAACUUUUCCUCGGAACGACAAUCAGUGUCAUCACAAGAACCGUCGCCAUGUUUAUUGACCAAUCACAAUGCAUGGACAUCUUCAACCUCUGUUUUCGAGCCAACAGCAAUUGCCACAGCACAGCCAAUGAUGACAGUUAUGGAAGAUCCCUUUCCAUCAGUACCGCCACCCUCUUCCAUGAACCCACCACUAACACCAUCAGAACACUCCAUGCCGUCAGUUUCCAGCAAUUCUAAUUUAAGGAGGUCUUCUCCGCCUCCUGAAAGUGCCCAGCAGUACCAACAACGACUUGUUCAGUCAGCCUCUAGAAGAACAACUUUGGUCAGGCAGCCUCGAGAUAGCUUGCCAAGUUUCUCCGAGGAAGAAGAAGUAACCAUACUGGAUGAGGAAUCACCAACAAGUACUGGAUCUGAAGAAGAAGGUAGAUUGUUAGAGGUCAGUGGGACUUGCGGUAACCAGGAGUUGCAGCAAACAUGCACGGCCGGAAGCAGCAUGGAUGACACACAUGGAUCUUCAGCAUCGGAAAAUAUGAAGCGUAUGUGUAUGUGGAUCGGUUUUAAACCUGCCUUGUUACCCCAGCCACUUCAGUGCAUUGCAAAUAAUGAACUCUUCAACGUUGAGGAAUCAAGCACUGCGUGUCAGGUGUAAAUGACAGAACAGUUACUGUUUCCAACUCCCGAUCAUUGCAGGAACAAACCUAUCGGGGAAUUGGAUAGUUUAUUGGCAAGUGGAAUGGACAUCUGUAUUGCCAACCUCUUCCACUUUUAACUAGACUCAUAGUUGUGUGCAACAUUGUGACCAGUAUACCAUAUGGUUGCGUUAACAGCAAUCAUAAUUAUAUAUUCUUGAGAUCUCGCCUGUACUCGUUAGCAGUCCCGUCACCAUGCUUCAUGUGUGCACCUCUGCACAUUGCUCUUUGCGUUACCUUCCUUUCAAACUCCAUUUGCCAGUUUGUGGUGUUCUAUUUUCUCUGGCGUGUCCAGUACACGCCACCAAGCUUCGUUUUCAUCAAUUGAUUUCAUGGUGCGGGUAUCUGUCUGUGGUCCAACGCUGCACUAAUAUCUGGGAGAUUCUUCAUUGCCCAGUGCUUCCAAGUGAU
Messenger RNA from Sycon ciliatum, 3857 nucleotides. Its product is annotated as cadherin EGF LAG seven-pass G-type receptor 2-like. Gene Ontology annotation, biological process: cell surface receptor signaling pathway; G protein-coupled receptor signaling pathway. Gene Ontology annotation, molecular function: G protein-coupled receptor activity. Gene Ontology annotation, cellular component: membrane. The coding region runs from base 134 to 3406 and encodes 1090 amino acids. The record is from RefSeq and is a predicted model, not a curated record. Lineage: Eukaryota; Metazoa; Porifera; Calcarea; Leucosolenida; Sycettidae. The transcript is spliced from 12 exons.